CAGCUGAGAUCAGGGCUCAGAUUAUCUGGUCCCACAGCCUCUAAACUCUUCCACAAUCUGUCAGCGUGUUGCGGGUUGGGCUUGAGUUUUUCGUUUCUAGUCUCAGUUCCUUUCCUGUGAGCUGCGUGGAAGGGCGGAGAGGAAGGACUCAUGAGAUGGAAUCUAUCUGACUGGCGCUGACAAGGGUGUAAAACAAGGGUGUAAUCCCCCUUUCUGGGGAUGUCAGCCCAGAGCCAGAGGAGCAGGAAGGGGCUGCGAUGUUCGUGCUGAGAGCAAUGGAAGGAAGUUCACCAGCCACCCUACGGGUUUGCGAGGCGGGUUUGCAGCAGCUGCUGUAAUAGCUCCGCGAUAUGUGUUUGUUUCUGGUGUAGGUCCCGCUGCUGCCUGGGACUCGGCUGUGGGACCCACCCACCGAGGCUGCAUGGAUUCCCUCUCAUCCAGAAAAACUACAAAGAAGAUGGAGGCAGAACUGAGAAUCUGCUGCUGAUCGGAACCGACUUUGUUUUGAGGCCGUGUGUACCCACACUUGAACAGCUUCAGCUGAACUGGUGCAAGCGCGUGUGUAGACACUCUUAUUUCAGUUUAGUUUAAACCUCUUCCUAGAGGACGUGGAGCUAAAUCGCAAUCAGUCUGGUUAAAAUGGGAACACAUACACACGCUUUUCACUGGCUGAGCAUCAUGCCUUUAAACUAAACCGGUGCGUAACUGAAUGUACAUGGAUCCUGAAUCGCAGAGAGUUGUAGCCAGGGAGAUUGAACUGCUCGGAGUCCAACAUGCCCCCCAGGGACUCCAAGAGAAAGGCGAGAUGGAGGAGCACUUUCACUGCAGUGGAGAUGUGAAGAGAGGCCAGGCUUUGAAACAGGAGAGCAGUAGCAGGUUCGGCUGUGUGCAUGUACCCAGGGCCCUGUGUCUGUGCCCUGGGUCUGACCACACACUCAGGAAAUGUGCUUCCCGUCGAGUCUUAGUCCCAGCCGCAGUCACAGUUAUGUUGAUCAUCAUUAUCGCUGUUCCAGCAGUACUUUUAAUAGUGGAAAAAUUCAAAGCACCUCUUGCUGCUCCAGACCCCCCUGCAGUGCCCUGCUGCCCAGACGGCUGGAUCGGGUACCGAGGGAAAUGCUACUAUUUCUCAGAGACUGACGGGAACUGGACCUACAGCCAGAGCCAGUGCUCUGCACUCAAUGCCUCCCUGGCUGGGAUCGACAGUGAGCAGGAAAAGGAUUUCCUGCUGCGCUAUAAGGGCUUCCUCGACCGUUGGAUCGGCCUCCAGAGGAAGCUAGGCCAGCCCUGGAGAUGGCCCAAUGGCACGGAAUUCGACAAUCGGUUUCAGAUAAGAGGAGGCGGCGACUGUGUUUUUCUGAUUGAUGAGGAUUGGUUCGGCAGCUCGCGUUGCAGAACAUGGAGACACUGGAUCUGCAGCAAACCUGAUACCCAUACAAUGGGGAAGGGAUAUGCUGUGGAGUCAGAACCUUGAGACUCUUAGGAACUAGGCUUGGAAAAUCUGUAUUGGGGAGACACCUUCCACUACCUGUAGAUGAAGGAAGCUGGGUCUUCAUUCCUUACAGACUCUCCCCAGGGCUUCUCUAGUUUUUAUUCACCCAUUGGAAGGAGUGGGGUGGAGCAGAAAAGCUUUUCCAACUCUUAACUUUGAACGAACCAUUCACUGAACUGAACUUGCUGAAUAAAUUGAAAAGAAGAAAAUAUUUUCUCUACACCUGCAGAAGAGGCUGCUGUUCUUCAAAAACUGGUUUAGCGCUUCAGUAAACUCUAGUCAGAUCCUCAGUGGUUCCGGAGCCAAAUUAGGUAUCCGUGUGACCCAAAAGAACCACACUCGUGUGACUCCAUUGUUUCAUUUCCUAUUAUAUAUAUGAUAUAUACACCGCUAUGUGUUCUCACAGCAAGUGACCAAGUAUUCUUUUAUUUUAUUGACUGUCCAGAUAUUAUUUUAUCAACUACAAUUGGUUAAUAACCAUAGUAAAAUCAUCCUGAUUGGUUAAUAACUUAGCUUAGUUAAUAUUUAAAUCACAGUAUUUUAAUAUCCAGGGCUUCAGGAGACACAUUAGAGAGCAACAGUGCUCUAGGAUGGUGAUACAGGAAAGGCUGAAGGCAAGGGCGUGGCAGAGGGAUUAACCGGCUGAUGUCUCCAUGCUGGAGCCAGAGGGAGCUGAGGGCCAGGGGAACAGUGGCAGGGCUGAUCUGCUAGAGAUGAAAGGUAACAGAACAGGGUGAGUGCUGGAUAUUUCUCGGGUGAGGAUGAACUCCCCGGGGGAGAGGCUGCUGGGAAGACUGGGUUUGCACUCCAGCUGGGGUGGCUGACAUGGCAGAAGGACAGAAGCAGAUCAGAGAAGAGCCCUGGGGUGGUGAAAGACAUUGAUGGACCAAAUGUCAUGGGAUUUUAAGGACUAUAUGCAUGGGGGGUAAUAAAUGGACUAUGUUUUGG
Messenger RNA from Gopherus evgoodei (Goodes thornscrub tortoise), 2437 nucleotides. Its product is annotated as C-type lectin domain family 2 member D-like. Bases 710 to 1471 code for a protein of 253 amino acids. The record is from RefSeq and is a predicted model, not a curated record. The transcript has 7 exons. Lineage: Eukaryota; Metazoa; Chordata; Testudines; Testudinidae.